Messenger RNA from Nicrophorus vespilloides, 2411 nucleotides. RefSeq names its product signal peptide peptidase-like 3 (gene SppL). Gene Ontology annotation, cellular component: Golgi-associated vesicle membrane; lumenal side of endoplasmic reticulum membrane; cytoplasmic side of endoplasmic reticulum membrane. Gene Ontology annotation, molecular function: aspartic endopeptidase activity, intramembrane cleaving. Bases 563 to 1888 code for a protein of 441 amino acids. The transcript is spliced from 7 exons. NCBI's taxonomy places the organism in Eukaryota, Metazoa, Arthropoda, Insecta, Coleoptera, Silphidae. Gene Ontology annotation, biological process: membrane protein proteolysis. The record is from RefSeq and is a predicted model, not a curated record.
UUAAGCAGUUUACUAAAUUACUAUGUGAUAUGCGUCCAAUGUUUUCCCAAUGAUAACAUGCAACAAGGAAGUCAAGUUAAUAAUCAUGUUGUUAGUCAACCCACGCAGCUAGCUGAUGAAUGCAGCAUUGCAUAAUAACAAAAGGAUUGAGCAACAUUCGUAGCGCAAUCAUUAGCGGCAUUAUGAAUGUAGCUUUCUCAUUUUCUCUGCAGAUUGAAAUACUAAAAUGAUCAUCCCUUAAAUUCGCUAGACAUUAGUUGCAUCGAAUUAAAGGAUUAUUGGAAUGUUUACGUUUGGCCGGCGCGUUGCUUGUUGAUGGAAAGGUGGAUGGAUGGUUGAAUGAAUGCAGCAGUGCGUGAGUGCUGGUUUGUGCGUUCAGUUGAAUCUGGUGGAGGAAAUGAAUAGUAUUUUAGAAAGUUCCUUCUCCGGCCAGGAGACAAAGCAACAGAUCCAGUGAGCGGCGUCGAAUGCAUUUGUUAUUCGUUCCGACUCUGCUCUUUUGUUAUUGAGGACGAGAAACAAGAUGGCUGCAUCUGUGCCCAGCUAAUGUAUAUAUAUAUGCAUGUGUUUAUGUAUAUAUAUAUUAGUUUUGGGAUUUGUUGUUGUUAUCAACACGAGAAACGAGAGGAGAGGAAACUGCUUCAUUUAUGAUUGGAACGGACUAGGAGCGAGCCUCCAGCAUGAGACUGGUUGCUUCUCACUAAUUUCGGAUCCUCCUAAAAAAAAACAUCGCAAACACAUUAACCUGAAGAUGGGGGACGUUCCUCAGCAGACUGUGGAGUACCAAUGGGCUUACAACAUCAUGGAUUCAAGCCGGGUGUCCACCUUCCUCAUUUCCAUGCUCCUGAUAGUGUAUGGAUCAUUUAGGAGCCUUAACAUGGAACAAGAAGCCAGAGAAAGGGCAAACAAUAGCAGCACAAAUUGCUUGCUCAACCCAUCAGUUAAUUCACCAACAGUAGAGAGCAAUGUCCACUCUCUGGAUGCCUUUCAAGCUGUCUGUCUACCUCUUGGUGCAAGUGUCUCUCUGCUCAUCAUGUUUUUCUUUUUCGAUUCCAUGCAGAUGCUCUUUGCAGUUUGCACAGCAAUAAUAGCAACUGUGGCUUUGGCAUUUUUGCUGCUGCCCAUGUGCCAAUACAUUAUUCGACCAUGUUCAGAUGGGAACAAAAUAUCAUUUGGAAUAUGUGGUCGAUUUACUGGGGCCGAACUGCUCUCAUUUACAUUCUCUCUUUCCAUUGUGUGCAUAUGGGUUUUGACUGGUCAUUGGUUGCUUAUGGACGCGAUGGGAAUGGGCCUCUGCGUGGCAUUUAUAGCCUUUGUCCGGUUGCCAAGUUUGAAGGUAUCGACGCUGCUGUUAACGGGUUUGCUGAUAUACGACGUCUUCUGGGUGUUUUUCUCGUCCUACAUAUUUAGCACAAACGUUAUGGUUAAAGUGGCUACACGACCAGCAGAAAAUCCCGUGGGCCUCGUGGCCCGUAAACUGCACUUGGGAGGUGUCGCCAAAGAAGUUCCGAAACUUAGUUUACCCGGUAAACUAGUCUUCCCCAGCAUGCACAACAGUGGUCACUUUAGCAUGUUAGGUCUUGGCGACAUCGUAAUGCCUGGUCUGCUGCUGUGCUUCGUGUUACGGUAUGAUGCGUACAAGAAGUCGCAGGGAAUGUCCGGCUCUCGGUUAACUUACUUCCACUGCUCCCUGCUAGGUUACUUCUUAGGACUGCUGACAGCCACAGUCAGUUCGGAAGUAUUCAAGGCUGCCCAACCUGCCCUCCUUUACCUGGUACCAUUUACAUUAUUACCACUGCUCACAAUGGCCUAUCUCAAAGGUGAUUUGAGGAGGAUGUGGUCUGAACCAUUUAAGUCGCUGGGUGCAUCGAAGCAUUUAGAAGUGUGAUAAGACUUAACAAUUAUAAUUAUUGAUAAAAGACACAAAGUGAUUCUCGCUCUUAGGUUUUAUUGACUGUUUAUUAUUAUUUUUAUUAUUUAUCAUUGUCAUCUCGAUUAUUACGUUUUGAGUCAUUCACAUAUUCACACACACACACACAAACAUACACAUCCCACCCACCCUAAAAAAAAACAUUUGCUGGCCGGCAAAGAAGAAUUGGAUGAUGAAUGAUGAUGACAAAGAAAAGAGCGUUUCGUUGUAAUAUUAUUACUAUUAAUUAUUAUUAGUUUUAAGCAUGGAAAACCGUUGAAAGUAAGCAUUAUUUAUAGUUUGCGUUUAUUGUCUCUAUUGGUGUGUACUUAUUUUGCCACAGGUUAAACACAGCUCUCUUUCAUUUUCUUUUAAGUUCAUGUUAAUAGUUAAGGUCUUAAUCUCGAUUGAUUUCGUCCAUAAAUUGAGGCAAAUAUUUAGGUUAAUUCAAUAUUAAAACGAAACCCUUUUAGUUAUUACUUUAAAUCAUUUAAUUAUUAUU